This is a messenger RNA of Trypanosoma theileri, 1863 nucleotides long. Its product is annotated as 3-methylcrotonoyl-CoA carboxylase beta subunit. Gene Ontology annotation, biological process: L-leucine catabolic process. The coding region runs from base 1 to 1863 and encodes 620 amino acids. The record is from RefSeq and is a predicted model, not a curated record. Gene Ontology annotation, molecular function: methylcrotonoyl-CoA carboxylase activity. The transcript has a single exon. Lineage: Eukaryota; Euglenozoa; Kinetoplastea; Trypanosomatida; Trypanosomatidae. Gene Ontology annotation, cellular component: mitochondrion; methylcrotonoyl-CoA carboxylase complex.
AUGCGUCGAUACACAAACUCGUUAACGCUUCUGGGGCUUCGCUCCUUGUAUUGUGCGAAUAUUUUUUCUUGUGAUAUUUCUUCACAUUCCUGCAGUCGGUUGGGUAUAUCAUCACAGACGCAUAACAAUGAGAAUACUGGUAUCUCAGCAAAUGAGAAUCAUAAAAGUCAAGUACAAAAAGAAAAAUUAAAGGAUUUAUCAGGACUUUAUGCGGCGCAUCCUGCUCAGUAUGAAUCUGCACCAAGUUCACAUUGUCCAAACAUUUUACGUUUUCCUGCUGAUACCACAGAUCCUCUUUUUAAAGAGAAUUUAAAACGUAUGCAAGUACUUACUAAAGAACUGCGUGAACGUGUUUCUAUUGUUAGAGAAGGAAGCUCAGAGGAAGAUAAAAAAGCUAGAGCUCGUCAUGUAAGUCGUGGUAAAUUGCUUCCACGAGAUCGUAUUGAAAAACUUAUUGAUCCCAUGUCACCCUUUUUAGAGCUUUCACAACUCGCCGGGUGGGAUUUAUACCCUGGUGAAACAUGUUACUCUGGAGGUAUAAUUGCAGGUAUUGGGAUUAUACAUGGGAGACGUGUAAUGAUAGUGGCGAAUGAUGCUACUGUAAAAGGUGGGACAUAUUAUCCAAUAAGCGUGAAAAAACAUCUUCGUGCUCAAAAGAUUGCAUUAGAAAAUCAUUUACCUUGUAUUUAUCUUGUGGAUAGUGGUGGAGCUAAUUUAGGUCGACAAGAUGAGGUUUUUCCAGAUGAACAACAUUUUGGUCGUAUCUUUUUUAAUCAAGCUAAUAUGUCUGCUAAAGGAAUUCCACAAAUUGCAGUAGUUAUGGGAAGUUGUACUGCUGGAGGUGCUUAUGUACCGGCAAUGUCAGAUGAAAGUGUUAUAGUUAGUGGAAAUGGAACUAUUUUUCUUGGAGGACCACCAUUGGUAUUAGCUGCAACAGGAGAAAAAGUAACCGCGGAAGAUUUAGGUGGCGCUACUGUACAUUGCCGAUCAAGUGGAGUUACCGAUUAUUUCGCGACAGAUGAUCUUCAUGCAUUAUAUCUAACACGUCGUAUCGUAGCAAACCUCAAUCAAAGUAUACCUAAUAAAAAUUUAGAAAGUACGAAGUAUAAACUUCCAUUGUAUGAUCCAAAGGAAAUUGGAGGAUUUAUACCUGAUAUGACUACUGAAGUUGUUAAAGGUUUUGACAUACGUGCAGUCAUUGCCCGUCUUGUUGAUGGAAGUGAAUUUGAUGAAUUUAAGUCGCAAUAUGGUGAUACUUUAGUAUGUGGAUUCGCACGUUUUGAAGGUAUGCUUGUUGGUAUAAUUGCUAAUAAUGGAAUUUUGUACUCUGAAUCGGCUCUUAAAGGUGCACAUUUUGUUGAAUUGUGCUCUUAUCGUCAAAUCCCUUUAUUGUUCUUGCAGAAUAUAACGGGUUUUAUGGUUGGGAAAAAGUAUGAAGAAGGUGGUAUAGCAAAGAAUGGAGCUAAACUCGUAACCGCAGUUUCUACCACAAAAGUACCUAAAAUAACUGUUAUUAUUGGUGGAAGUUAUGGGGCGGGAAAUUACGGUAUGUGUGGUCGUGCUUUUGAUCCACGCUUUUUAUUUAUGUGGCCUAAUGCCAAGAUUAGUGUUAUGGGAGGAAAUCAGGCAGCGACAGUGCUUGCCUUGACAAACUCUAAGCUAAAACCUGAAGCGGUGGAGGAUUUCAAAGCUGAGGUGAGAGCAAAGUAUGAGCGGGAGGGAUCAUGUUAUUACAGUACCGCCCGAUUGUGGGAUGAUGGUGUAAUAGCACCCGAGGACACCCGUGAAGUGGUGGUCCAGUCGCUACGUGCGACUCUUUCGGCUCCACAGCAAGAAACAAAGUUUGGGAUGUUUCGUAUGUGA